CGCACACUGAGCCCGGGAAUGAAAUAAGCAAGUCACAGACUGACAGACGGAGCGACAGACGGUACUUGCUUUGCUUGUACUUCAGGCAUUAACUGUUAACGUGUCGAGUGUGUUCUACAGAAGUCGAUAAAUCAUAUCUCUGUUCUGAUAUUGAAUAUAAUAAAUUAUGGCAGCAGCUUGUGUCGAUUCGCUUCAGCUGCUUCUGCCUCAUGAUUGGCCAAAACAAGAAGUCAUGACUGGGACCACCAUCAUAGCAGUGGAGUUUGAUGGUGGUGUGGUUGUGGGAGCUGACACCCGCACAUCAUCUGGCACCUACGUCUCUAACCGAGCUACUGACAAACUCACCAAAGUAACUGACAGCAUCUACUGCUGCCGCUCAGGGUCUGCUGCUGACACUCAGGCUAUUGCACAUGUGGUAGCUUCCCACAUGGAAAUAUUGGAAGUGAAGAGUGGCGAGGCUCCUUCAGUGCGCGUUGCAGCAAGCACGUUCCGUGAGAUCUGCUAUAAGUACAGAGACAGCCUCUCAGCCGGCAUCAUUGUUGCUGGAUGGGACAAGCAGAAUGGUGGACAGGUGUACAUGGUCCCAAUUGGCGGCAUGCUGAUCCGACAGAGCGUGGCACUGGGUGGCAGUGGCAGCACGUACAUCUGGGGCCACUUGGACGCCACGUACAAGCCUGGCAUGCAGAAGGAGGAGUGCGUCGAGUUCGUCAAGAAAGCCGUCACCCUCGCCCUCAACAGGGACGGCAGCAGCGGCGGCUGCGUCCGGGUCGGCAUCAUCACCAAGGAUGGCGUCGAGCGCCGCACCUUCCUCCACCACGAACUCCCCGAGUAUUACCUCGGAUAAUUUUAUUGAUCGUGCUUUUUCAAUCCUUGCUAGAGACAGUAAAAAUUCUUUUCAAA
Hyalella azteca is the source of this 900-nucleotide messenger RNA. It is a transcript of the gene Prosbeta1, whose product is annotated as proteasome subunit beta type-6. The record is from RefSeq and is a predicted model, not a curated record. Gene Ontology annotation, molecular function: threonine-type endopeptidase activity. Gene Ontology annotation, cellular component: proteasome core complex. NCBI's taxonomy places the organism in Eukaryota, Metazoa, Arthropoda, Malacostraca, Amphipoda, Hyalellidae. The transcript has 4 exons. Bases 167 to 844 code for a protein of 225 amino acids.